Messenger RNA from Lolium perenne, 2881 nucleotides. RefSeq lists its product as uncharacterized. NCBI's taxonomy places the organism in Eukaryota, Viridiplantae, Streptophyta, Magnoliopsida, Poales, Poaceae. Gene Ontology annotation, biological process: regulation of transcription by RNA polymerase II. The record is from RefSeq and is a predicted model, not a curated record.
CCCUCUCCGAAAAUCAUUUCAUCAAAUCCGCUCGCGCGCUCGACUCCAUCCAAAUCCCGAAAAUAUUUCGUCUCCGGCGCGAUCAUUUAAGCCCUUCUCCCCUCCGUACGCAGAUCACCCGCGAACCCGACCUCGCCAAAAUCACCGAUCCAAUCUCGAACCCAGCCGCCUCGCCGUCCGCCGCCCAUGGAGACCGCCGGGAGCGGCGGCUGCAGCAUCCGCGAUCUGCCGCCGUCGAAGCGGUUCAAGUUCGUCGGCUCCGACCUCGGAUCGGCGCCGCUGCCGGUCAAGAAGCGCGCGUUCCGGCCGCUGCCGGAGGCGGCGCCUGCCCCCGUUUGCCUCCCGGCAAAGAAGCGCGCCUACGCGCCGGCGCUGGAGGAGGCGGCGGUGAGGGCUUGCCUCCCUGCCAAGAAGCGGGCGUAUGCGCCGCCGGCGGAUGAGAUCUCGCCGGAGGAGGCCGCUCCUCCUCCCUCCGCCCCGUCUAAGAAGAGCGUCCAUGCGUGGUCGCGCCCGGAGGGCGCGGCUGCUCGCCUGCCCGUCCCGGCGAAGAAGCGUUUUCAGAUGCGGUCGGGCCCGGUGGCCGACACCGCCGCUCCCUCCGUACCGCCGAAGAAGCGCGUCCUGACGCUGUCGCCCCUGAGGAACGCCGGUGCUCCUCCCACCGUCCCGGCCAAGAAGCGCGUCCAGGCACCGUCGCUCGGUGCGGACGCCGCUGCUCCUCUCUCCGCCCCGGCGAAGAAGCUCUUUCAGGCGCCGCGGCGCAAGGAGGCCGCCGCCGCCGCUCCCUCCGUCCAUGCGAUGUCGUCCACGGUGGACGCGGCUGUUCCCCUCCCCGUCCCGGCGAACAAGCUCGUUCAGGUAGCGUCGCGGCCGGAGGUCGCCAGCGCCGCUCCCUCCGUCCAGGCGAAGAAGCGUGUCCAUGCACCGUCGCCCAAGGAGGACGCCGCUGCUCUUCCCUCCAUCCCGGCCAAGCAACGCGUGCCGGUGCCGUUGUGCCCGGAGCGCGCCGUCGCUGCUCCCUCCGUCCCAGCAAAGCAGCGGGUCCUGGUGCCGUCGCGCAUGGAGGGCGCCACUGCCGCUCUCUCCGUCGCGGCCAGCAAGCGCGUCCCGUCUCCGUCUGCCCCGGAGGACGAUUCGGCUCUGUUCCCGGUUUGCCUACCGGCCAAUAAGCGCGUGAUGUCGCAGUUUAUCCCGCCCUCGCCAUCAAUGAAGCCUGAUGGGGAUCGUGUAGCUGCUGCCAAAGAAACCAGGCCUGAAGGAUCGGUUAAGCGCGGCGGCGCCACCAGUUCUUGCGUGGCAGAUGGUGCCGGAGACUGCCCAAGAGCUGAAGCGUCCAAGAUGCCAGAGAAGCCCAAGGAAGUCAAGGAUCUGGUGUUCCCCAAAUCCCGCAGAGCGAACACUGCAAAAAAAGCGAGUGGUCUACAUUGCAAGAAGCUCUCUGAGGUGAUCAGCUGCAUGCAAUCUGAAGUUCAAGCUGAAGUGCCCAAGGCAUCGGAGCAAGCGAGUGAUGUACACUACAAGAAGCUGCGGAGUGUUGUCAAUGACAAAAGUUCUGAAGUUCAAGCUGAAGAACUCAAGACAUUAGAGCAAGUGAGUGAGGUACACUGCAAUAAGCUCUCCAAUGAUAUACAUUCUGAAGUUCAAGACGAAGUGCUCAAGACAAUAGAGCAAGCAGGUGAUGUGCACUGCAAGAAGCUCCCCAAUGUCAUCAGUGGCAAACAUUCUGAAGUUCAAGAUGAAGUGCUCAAGACAUUAGAGCACGCGAGUGAUGUGCACUGCAUGAUGCUCUCCAAUGACAAACGUUCUGAAGUUCAAGACGAAGUGCUCAAGAUAGCAGAGCAAGCGAUAGAUCCUAAAGUGGCAGCACCGGCACGCGAAGUAGAGCCCAGGAAGGAAGAUGAAGUGGCGGUGGAGCGAAAGCAAUGUGCCCUUGUGGAAGAAGUGGAGGACGACGGCGUGCUCUGCGAGGUUUGCCGGAGUACUGACGGCGACCCGUCGGACCCCAUUGUGUUCUGUGACGGGUGCGACCUCAUGGUACACGCCACGUGCUACGGCAACCCGCUGGCCCAGUCCAUCCCCGACGGCGACUGGUUCUGCUCGCUCUGCUCCGAGAAGGCGACCACGAAGAAGGGCAAGCCUGCACGCCCGCCCUGCUGCCUCUGCCCGGGGAGAGGCGGCGCCAUGAAGCGCACCACGGACGGGGCGUGGGCGCACAUUGAGUGCGCAGUGCUUGUGCCGGAGGUGUUCUUCCAGGAUGCGGAUGGCCGCGACGGCAUCGACUGCUCCCUUGUGCCCAGCCGCCGGUUCACCAAGCACUGCUACAUCUGCGAGAGCAGCAGGGGCUGCGCGCUGGAGUGCUCACAGCCUAAGUGCGACCUUGGGUUCCACGUCUCCUGUGGCCUCAACGUCGGCAUGUGCAUCGAGUACCGUGAGCAGAAGGGCGGCGGGGUCGUUGCCGGUUUCUGCAUCGAGCACACCAAGAUUUGGGAGAAGCAACAACUGACUGGCAAGUACAAGAUUGUGUCAAGGGGGCAUUAGUGGCAUUGAAGAAAAAUCAGGCGAUCUAUUGCUAUGGAGUGGUGAAGAUUUGCAUCUCAUAAUUAGUGUUUAGGAAGUAUUAUUCUUCUAGUUUUUCUCUCCUUCUGGUGUGUCUUCUGCAAUGUUUAGUUAUAGUAGUACAAUAUUAGAGUGUCUCAUGGCCUGUGCAUGAAAGUAAUUACUUAUUUGCAGUUAUAUUGGCACAAUUUGUGUCUUAGACAGCUUGGAGGUGUAAAGUUUCAGCUCAUUUCUAAUGUCAGGAAGAUGAGUUGUUUCUACCUCGUAGAUUCUUCUUAAUAAGCAUUGUCUAAAUCUUGUUAUUGAAAUAAGAACAUGAUUUUUU